This is a messenger RNA of Amoebophrya sp. A25, 3248 nucleotides long. The record is from the annotation of a GenBank genome assembly. NCBI's taxonomy places the organism in Eukaryota, Dinophyceae, Syndiniales, Amoebophryaceae.
GAGAGAGAAGCGGACAAAAACAGAAGUAGAGGACAACGCUUCGCAAGAAGCAAAGAAAGUCAAAGUCCUUGUAGUGUAUCACGUAGAAGCACUUAACUCCUCCGGUAGACUAGGAGUACUACUACCUAGGGAUGCGAAUGAAUGAAUCAAUCAUGGAAUACAACAACUAGAUGCAUGGCUGUUCGUCUAUUCCAGCAGCAUAAUCGUAGCACGACGACCACAAUCAUUUAGGGCCUAAAAGUACAACAAGUACUGGAAGUACAACUACAAGAGCUAAAAGAAAAUGUAAAUGAAGCAAAAAUUUAUUUAGCAAGGUAGACAACACCAAAAAAUGACCGUGACGGCGACACCAGCGACUGGGCCGCUCUCGUCUACGGUAUGCGCUUGAUACCAAAACGACCGGACCCACCGUGUGCAACUACAGUUUAUCGUGACGCUCGCACUGUUUGAUGCUCGCAACAUAUAUUCUGGAAGCAAAACCAAGCGUGUGAAGCGUGAGGCAAAAAAGAGAUUCACUCACUGGAGAAAAAGCUGCUGUUCUUGUGAUCGACCCUCGUGGUCAAUCUUAGCGAAGACGAAGACAGGCUCUGGCUCAUGAUCGUCUGAUCUCGAACCAAGGACCCCACAGUCUUCGAGUCUAAAAAAUCGGCGGGACCCCGAACAACGGACACGCUACAAGCGGGAGAACUGCGCUCCUAAGGAGAAGUUUUCAUCACGACUGAGAGCAAGUGUUUUGCUAUUUUGAGACAUCUUACUUUCUGCCUGCUCCACCUCCUCGGAAUCCUCGAUUCUUGGAGCACAUGAUCGGCAGGAGGGAAGACAACAUUGCCAGCAGCAACAGAUUUUGGUGAACCUAAGCCGCGCUGCAGAACGUAGUUGUAGUUCCGCAAAAAAGCGAAGGCGAAAAAUUACAGAGGAUUCGGAAUAUUGCAGGUUUUGAAGAGGUCGUCGAUAGAUCGUGGUCUUGCAGGAAUCGAGCCGCCUCGAACAAACAUCCCCUUUUAUCCCGACAACUACAAGUAGAAGGCGAGGCGCUUUUUCGGACUACAGCAAAGAUCAUGUUCGGUCGCAAGUUCAGUCCUCUGGGGUCGCCUGGAUCCGUCGAUUAUCACAGAGCAGGUGAAGAGCUAAUCCGCAACGUGCGGCGCUACAACGAGCUUGACGCAGUUUACGAGCACCCAACAACAGGCGCAAAAGUGCAUUAUUAUUUAUUAUACUGAGUUUCGUAGUGUAUGCUACAUUCAAGAGAGAUAGAAAGUUGUCGUUGGAAAACGAAACUAGUGCAUCGACCUAAAAGUCAAGGUGGAUGAUUCUCAUUCUUUCUCUACUCCACCAAUCCAUAUACAUCAAGGUGUAUAUUGGCAACCUCGUAUCGGCGCAGACAAAGGGCAUUCUCGACCGACACGGGAUCCGACGAGUAGUCAACUGCCAGGAUACCACAACGGAAAACUAUCACCAGUCGAAUCCAGAAUUCGAAUACUUUCGAUUCCCAAUAUCACACUGGUAUGAUUGUUCUUCAUUUUCAGUCAAACUCAAGUAAGUACUUUUAAUGAUCGAUCAACACGCUCAUCAUCAAGGGACUUUGGUACUUAAAAGUGCUUCCUGGUAGUUGUUAAGCUUAAGCUUACAGUUAGUACGGUUACGAAUUUACUACUCAUCAUCUUCGCGCCAAACACAUUGAAGAUGCAUACCCGUUCGCUUUCUUGGUCUUCUAGAAUAAGCGUUCAGUUCAGGUGGCGAGAAUCGUCGAUGGACUCGGCGGAAAACGUUCUAAAGUUUUUCCUUAGCGUAUUCAAGUGGAUAGACACUUAUGGAGUUUCAAUGAAAUUCAAUAUCUUCUUCAGCCACCAAAAAAUAUAGUAAUAGGUACACUGACAAUCAGUUACUAUCAAUUAAUAUGCUAAUGCUUUUAUUAUCAAGGAAACUAGCCGUCUGGUUUUCCUCGAUGGAUCGGAUGUAAGUAGUUCGUACUCUUAGUCCCUUCUCGCAUCGAGUUGUAAUGUGUAAGUACAACCUGCUUCUGAAGAAGAUAAUUGUGUAGUUCGGCUUCUAUUCUAACAUUGGCAGAUUGAACAAGGAAAAAGUGUCCUGGUCCACUGUCUCGCGGGUGCACAUCGAGCCGGCAGCACGGGUGUCGCGUAUGUGAUGUACGCAAGAAAUAUGGGCUUCGACGAUGCGCUGGCAUAUGUAAAGAACCUGCGACCUAUAGUUGACCCAUUCGGACCCCUUGAAGACUUGCUUCGCAGGCUCGAAAAAGGUAUCAUUGAAGAAAGUAACUUUUACAACUUGCUUUUGUUCGAUUUAUUGUAGUUCUUGUUUUUGUGAACUACAACUACUUACACUUACCCUUACGAGUUUCUUCUUGAACGACUUGCUGAACGUCGUAACAGCUACCAAAUACGGUUUUCAGGUUUGAAAGUCGGCGCGACAAUCACAUUAAGGCACGAUUUGUUUGAGUUUACAAGCAAAGCUAGAGUCCUCCUCCCAUUCACUAACACUAGUAUUUUUUUCUACUUCUUCUUGAUUUUGAGAGAACUGCUAAUUUUCGGCUCAGAGCAUAUGGCGUCGGGCGGGAAACCGCUGCUAGGCAUGGGACGCGCUGCCGCGGCUACGCGCAGGAUUGGCGCCUAAACCAUCAUCAUUCAAGCCAACGAACUGCGCGAUCACCAUGGUUCGAAGCCGGUACAAUUUGAAAACAAUACAGCAGUUCCUUAGUUUAAUGAACCAUUGGUACUGUCUCUGUGGGUCUAUUACAUUCAUAACAUACGACUAGACCACUUUGGAUCUUUACAUCUUCCUUUCUCGAGAAAAUACCAAAGUAAGCUGAAUCUCCAGUGGAAGAUUGGUUAUCUUCGCCUUGACGAGUCUAGAAGGGUCAACUAUUUCUCUCCUAGAGAUUGAUAAAUUAGGUGCAGGUAUGAAACAUUCCAUUUCCAACAGAUAUUUCCAAUAAUUCAAUUAUGGUCACUCGAGGACCACAUGCUGGUAUGCUUGUGCUACGUACUAGAUGAAGAACAGGCUCAAGUUGUGAAAUAUUUUUUCAUGAAGAAUAUGCAUAAUAUGAUCCGCAUGAUAACGAUGAAGAUUGACCUCCAUACAACGAGGACCAGGACGCUCAAGUUGAAUUUUACUUGUCGUCCUGCUACUGCUUGAACCAGCAUUAUUUAUUUAUUUUCCUACGAUGUCGAUAAUCAUGAUGUCGAUGCAUUUUCAAAUAUUGGCUGAUACUCAUAAUUGUGAUCCUGCUG